This is a messenger RNA of Rhizophagus irregularis DAOM 181602=DAOM 197198, 576 nucleotides long. RefSeq lists its product as uncharacterized. Lineage: Eukaryota; Fungi; Glomeromycota; Glomeromycetes; Glomerales; Glomeraceae. Gene Ontology annotation, molecular function: nucleic acid binding; ATP binding; 3'-5' DNA helicase activity. Gene Ontology annotation, biological process: double-strand break repair via homologous recombination. The record is from RefSeq and is a predicted model, not a curated record. Gene Ontology annotation, cellular component: nucleus; chromosome; cytoplasm.
AUGCUUUUAACUGCUACGUGCACAUAUAAAGACGCCCAAGAUAUCAACACAUCUCUUGAAAUACCAUCAGAAAAUUUUGCUAUGAUUCGGGGUUCUUCUUUUGAACGCAAAAAAAUAACUAUAGAAGUUUAUAAAAGAAGAGAUAAUCGUGAAAUCUUUUCAAAUGAUCUUAUAAGUUUAAUUAAGAAGCAUGAAAGAGGAAGAAUUAUUAUUUAUUGUGCAACACAAUUAGGGUGUGAUGAUCUUUUUGCGACAUUGCAACCACUAUUACCAGAUAAAAAUUUGGGCGUGUAUCAUGGAGGAAUAGGAGAUGAGCAACGUCAAAGCAUUAUAUCGCAUUGGAAAGAUGGUAAAAUUCAAAUAAUGAUUGGGACCAAUGCAUUUGGCAUGGGUAUCAAUUCUUCCGAUGUUUACCUAAUAGUACAUUGUGUAGCUACUUUAAAUAUGACAAAUUUGAUACAAGAAAUUGGACGAGCAGGACGUGAUGGUAAUGAAGCCAGAAGUGUGAUGUUUUAUUCAAUAAAGAAAGAUCUAAGAACAAACUUUGGAAUUUUGGCUGAAAAUCGAGAAACGUGA